This is a messenger RNA of Tetranychus urticae (two-spotted spider mite), 6974 nucleotides long. It is a transcript of the gene para, whose product is annotated as sodium voltage-gated channel paralytic. Gene Ontology annotation, biological process: membrane depolarization during action potential; sodium ion transmembrane transport; neuronal action potential. The record is from RefSeq and is a predicted model, not a curated record. Gene Ontology annotation, cellular component: voltage-gated sodium channel complex; plasma membrane. Gene Ontology annotation, molecular function: voltage-gated sodium channel activity; calcium ion binding. Lineage: Eukaryota; Metazoa; Arthropoda; Arachnida; Trombidiformes; Tetranychidae.
UAACGUUAUUUCAUUCAGUUUCAUUUUCAUGGGAAAUUCAGAAUGAUUGUGGGCAAACGCUAGUAAAACCGGGAAUACUCACUUGCUCUUUUUUUCCUCUCUCAUCUUCUCUUUCUUAUUUUUCUUGUCCCUUCUCUCCUUCUAUUUCCCUUUCUCUCUCAAUUUCUCUCCCUUUUAGAUGAAUUUGUGUUUAUUUCAUUUUGGUUGGUGAAGAUCGACAUGUCAUCAGGAGACCUGGGCUAUGCCGAUGUACCACAAAAACAGUUGUUUCGGCCUUUUACCAGGGAAUCCUUGGCGGCCAUUGAAGCCAGGAUGGCAGAAAAGAAACAAAACGAAAAAGAAGAGAAAAUCACCGGAGUGGACGAACUUUAUGUACCACACCGUGAGGAAGAAGAACUGCAUCCAGAUGAAUCUUUGGAAGCGGGUAGAAUACUUCCGAAGUACUUAGAACGUGGUUUCCCUCCUGACCUAAUAGGAACUCCCAUAGAAGAUUUGGACAAAUAUUAUGAGAAGGCUGGAAUUCCGACCUUUGUUGUUGUAAGCAAGGGAAAAGAUAUCUUCCGUUUUAGCGCAACCAAAGCCUUGUUCAUCUUAAGCCCGUUCAACCCGAUUCGUCGAGUUGCCAUUUUUAUGCUUGUCCAUCCUUGGUUUAGCUUUCUUGUUAUCGUUACUAUUCUUGUUAAUUGUAUUCUAAUGACCAUGCAGUCAAGUGAAAUUGAGCGAACAGAAAUCAUUUUUACUACAAUUUACACAUUUGAAUCAUGUUUAAAAGUGACUGCCCGAGGUUUAAUACUUACAAAUUUCACAUAUCUCCGGGACCCAUGGAAUUGGCUGGAUUUUGUUGUUAUUGCCCUAGCCUAUUUAACCAUGCUAUUUGAAGAUUUAGGAAACUUAAGCGCUCUUCGUACUUUCAGGGUUUUACGAGCUUUAAAAACAGUUGCUGUUGUUCCAGGUUUAAAAACAAUUGUUGGUGCAUUAAUUGAAGCUGCUAAAAACUUGAAAGAUGUAACUAUCCUGACAUGUUUUUCACUUUCUGUAUUCGCCUUAUUGGGACUUCAAAUUUACAUGGGAGCUUUAACCCAAAAAUGUAUCCUCCAUGGACCAAGUAAUAUGACCACAGAGGAAUGGUUUGAUUGGUGUAAUGAUAGAUCCCAUUGGUUAAACACUUCAUCGGGUGAUCCGAUUCUUUGUAGCAACACUUCUGGUGCUACUUUGUGCAAUAGUUCAUUAAGUACUUGUAUCCAAGGAUUUGGACCCAAUCCCAAUUACGGGUACACUAAUUAUGAUACCUUCCCAUGGGCUCUGCUUAAUGCCUUUCGUCUUUUAACUCAAGAUUAUUGGGAAUCGUUAUAUCAAAUGAUCCUACGAACAACAAGUCCUUGGCAUAUAAUUUACUUUAUUGGAGCAAUAUUUUUAGGCUCAAUCUACUUAGUUAACCUUAUUUUGGCCAUAGUUGCCAUGUCAUAUGAUGAACUGCAGAAGAAACUGGUCGAUGAAGAUUUGGCGGCCGCUGCGGAAGAAGCAGCCUAUCAGGAUACCCUUCGUCAAGCCGAGGUGGAUGAUGGCCGUUCAGUUGGUCCUCCUGCAGGUUCGGGUCCUGCACUGGUUGACAGUGUUGCAGGUUUAAUGGGAAUGAAUGACAUGCCAACCAAUGGUAACCUUUUAUCUCACCCAUCACCUCAACAUACAUUUCACCCAAUGGGAAGCUCAAUAUUGCCUCUUCACUUGGACCCUUUGGCUCGCCGAGAAUCGGAUGCACCGCCAAGCCCUUCAGUUUACUCUGAUUAUGAUGAUAAAGUGGGUGAUGAAAGGGACAGAGUUUCCAUUAAGAGUACCGAAGAAAGUAAUCCCAAUUACGAUUUUCGUGGUGGACGAAUCAACGGAAAGGUUCGUAAGGCAAGUUUAAGUCUUCCAGGCUCACCUUAUAACUUACGUCGAGGCAGUCGAGGAAGCCAAUUCAGUGUGACCUGGGCUCGUAACAAUGCACGUCGUGUGGGUGAUCGUAAACCUUUGGUACUUCAAACCUUCUUAGACGCCCAAGAACACCUGCCCUAUGCCGAUGAUAGUGCCGCAGUUACCCCAAUGUCGGAGGAAAAUGGUGCCAUCGUUAUACCCGUUUAUACAAAUUUACACUCUCGACAUUCCAGUUAUACGUCCCACUCUUCCCGAAUCUCCUAUACUUCCCAUGGUGAUAUAUACGGUCGAGGUAUUCCCUGGACCAAAGAGUCGCAAUUGCUCUCGAGGAGAAACCUUCAAGGAUUUUUUCAAGAGGAUAUGUAUGCUCAGGGAGAUGAUAUUGGAAGUGCUUUAAUGAAACGACAACUUGAAAAUCCUUUUAUCGACCCACAGCAAACACCUCGGCACACUGCCGUUGAUAUUAAAGAUGUAAUGGUUCUAAAUGAUAUUAUCGAUCAAGCUGCUGGACGACAAAGCAAAUCUAGUGAAAGAGUUUCUAUUUAUUAUUUUCCUACAGACAAGGAAGAUUGCGAAGAAGAGAAGCCCAGUUGUAAGCAACAAUUUACAACUUCUUGUCUUAAGGCUAUUGAUGUUUUGUGUGUUUGGGAUUGCUGUUGGUGCUGGGUUCGCAUCCAAGAGUUGUUUGCUCUCAUUGUCUUUGAUCCCUUUAUGGAGCUCUUUAUUACCUUAUGUAUAGUCGUUAAUACACUUUUCAUGGCAAUGGAUCACCACGACAUGGAUCCCGAUUUUGAGAAUGUCCUUAAAACUGGAAAUCUGUUUUUCUCUGCAACUUUUGCCAUUGAAGCCUUCAUGAAGUUGAUUGCAAUAAGUCCAAAGUUUUACUUUCGCGAAGGUUGGAACGUGUUUGACUUUAUCAUUGUGGCCUUGUCUUUAUUGGAAAUUUUUCUCGAAGGUGUUCGAGGUCUUUCAGUUUUACGCUCUUUCCGUCUUUUAAGAGUUUUUAAGCUUGCCAAAUCGUGGCCCACUCUUAACCUUUUGAUCACCAUUAUGGGUAAAACUUUAGGGGAUUUGGGUAAUUUAACCUUUGUCCUGGCCAUCAUUGUAUUCAUUUUUGCUGUUAUGGGAAUGCAACUGUUUGGAGCCAAUUAUUCAAAGAAAGUGUACCUUUUUCCGAAUGCAGAGAUUCCUCGUUGGAAUUUCAAAGAUUUCAUGCACUCUUUCAUGAUUGUUUUCCGUGUCCUGUGCGGCGAAUGGAUUGAAUCAAUGUGGAGCUGCAUGUUGGUCUGUGGCUUUGUCUGUGUUCCCUUCUUUCUGGCCACCGUUAUCAUUGGUCAUCUUGUUAUGCUUAACCUUUUCCUUGCCCUGCUCCUUUCCUCUUUCGGUGCAUCCAACCUUUCCUCACCAACCUCGGAAUCGGCCGACACCAAGAAACUUCAAGAAGCCUUUGAUCGCUUCGGUCGAGCCCAUAAAUGGUUAAAAAAUCGAAUUCUAACCGGACUUAAGCAGCUUCGCAGUAAAACGCGAAAUCAAAUUCGAGACACGGCACAGUGGCCGGGUAGAGGUGGUGCAUCAAGUGGUGGCAUGGUGGGUCGAUCCAUGAUGCUUGGCAGUGAAAGUGUUCUCGAUGAGGGAGACAUCAUUAUGAUGGAUGGACUGAAUGCGUCUGGAUUGAUUCGCGAUAAAAAGCUUCUUGCUGCUGCUGCUUAUGGUGAAACGGUUGUCGGUCCCGAUGGACUAGAGUAUUCACUUACAGAGAGUGGAAAGGUUACUCUGAAAAGUUCCGCUCAAACUGUUCUCAAUUCAGUUAAAUUGUCUCAAGCGGUUAAAGAUUUGUCUAGUGAUAAGCUUAUUCUAACUGAAUCGGCGCUCAUUGAAAAAUUAUCUCCGUCCGUAACAAAUCAUUCAGAUGAAGGUAAUCGGUUACAUGGUGACGUUUCAACUGUUAAUAAUAAUAAUGUAAAUGAUCGGUCAACUUCGCUCAACAAUACCAACUUUAACAAUUCACUCAAUAGCAACAAUUUGUUAGUUAGUGCAUCAACCAUCAACAAUAAUAAUGUUAAUAAAGUUAAACCGUCCUUACAUGAUGCCAAUGGAUGUUCACCUUUCCCAUUGGAUGAUAAUCAUCAUCAUCAUCAUCUUGUUCAACAGCAACCUCAUGGUGGUGACUACCAUGGUGAAAGUGGAUAUUAUGGUUCAUCUGAGAGUCAACAGCAUCUUGUUAAUAAUAAUGUUAGUAAUAAUAAUGACAGUUCAGCUCAACAGUCAUCAUCAUUAUCAGUGACUCCGUCUCAUCAUCUUAAUCAUCCCUCAUCUCAUCCAACUGCUCACCAUUAUAAUGCAUCUCAAUUGUCCAAGGUUCACCCAGCUGGAGGUCCGGUUCCCAUUUCAUUUCAACAUUCAUACUCUUCCCUUAACCGGUUGGCUCCUUCACCCUUGAACCAUUUCAAUGGGCCUGGUGAAGAUGUUAUGGGUGAAGAGAUGAAUGCCAAUAAAAUGGUUACUGUGACUGCUGAUGUAAACAUUAACGAUCAUCCGGAUGAUUGUUUACCUGAAUAUUGGUAUCAUCGAUUCCCAUGUUGCCUGGAAGAAACAGCUUUCUGGAUUAAAUGGAGAGAGGUUCGAUCAAAGUGUUAUAAACUUGUUGAGGAUAAAUAUUUUGAAACUCUUGUUAUCACCUUGAUCCUCAUUAGUUCAAUGACUCUGGCCUUGGAAGAUGUUAAUCUUAAAGAACGUCCCUGGUUGGAAUAUUCAUUGAAAUAUAUUGAUCAAUUUUUUACCAUCAUAUUUACAUGUGAAAUGCUUCUUAAAUGGUUUGCCUACGGGUUUAAAAGUUACUUUUCCAAUGCUUGGUGUUGGUUAGAUUUUAUUAUUGUCAUGGUGUCAUUGAUUAACUUCACUGUUGGCCAAUUAGGGUUCUCAAAUAUUCCAGCCUUUAAGACUAUGCGAACUUUAAGGGCACUGAGGCCACUUCGAGCAAUGUCCCGAUUGGAAGGGAUGAGAGUUGUAGUUAAUGCCUUGAUUCAGGCAAUUCCAGCAAUUUUCAAUGUACUUCUUGUGUGCCUAAUUUUCUGGUUAAUUUUUGCAAUCAUGGGAGUUCAACUGUUUGCUGGUAAAUUUUCAUAUUGUCGUGAUCGUAAUACGGAGGAAAAAAGUGAUCCAAAUGAGAUUGAAAACAAGACUAUCUGUGAUCAACACAAUGAAACCCUUGAAUGGUAUACGCCAAUGGUCAAUUUUGACAAUGUAUUUAAUGGUUACCUUUCACUUUUUCAAGUGGCAACAUUCAAAGGUUGGACAAUUAUUAUGGACCAUGCAAUUGAUUCACGUGAAGUCCAUCAACAACCAGUUUAUGAAAAUAGUAUUCUGAUGUACUUAUAUUUCGUAUUUUUCAUCAUUUUUGGCUCUUUUUUCACACUUAACCUGUUUAUUGGAGUCAUUAUUGAUAAUUUUAAUGAACAAAAAAAGAAAGGAGGUGGUUCCAGGGAGAUGUUGAUGACGGAAGAUCAAAAAAAGUAUCUCAAUGCUAUGAAAAAGAUGGGAUCAAAGAAACCAAUGAAAGCCAUCCCCAGGCCAAGGUUUAAACUUCAAGCAAUAAUUUUUGACAUUGUAACAAACAAAAAGUUUGAUAUGUUGAUAAUGUUAUUCAUAAUGCUGAACAUGUUUGUGAUGUCCCUUGACCAUUACCAGGCCUCUGCUUUCAUGGAGCACAUCCUUGAGAUGUGUAACCUAUUUUUCAUUGCAGUUUUCACUGCUGAAUGCAUGCUCAAAAUUUUUGCUCUUCGUUUCCACUAUUUCCGGGAACCUUGGAAUGUCUUUGACUUUGUAAUUGUCAUCUUAUCCAUUGCAAGUUCGGCAUUGAAAGAUUUUGUUGAAAAUUAUUUGAUAUCACCAACGUUACUUCGAGUUGUUCGAGUUGUUAAAAUUGGUCGAGUCUUGCGAUUGGUUAAAGGUGCUCGAGGAAUACGAACCCUUCUUUUUGCCUUGGCAAUGUCUCUUCCUGCCUUAUUUAACAUUUGUUUACUACUUUUUUUGGUUAUGUUUAUAUACGCAAUCUUUGGAAUGUCGUUCUUUAUGAACGUCAAGCAACGUUAUGGUCUCGAUGAAACUUUCAACUUUGGUACCUUUUUCCGAUCUUUUAUCCUUCUCUUUCAAAUGUGUACCUCAGCGGGCUGGGAUGGUGUAUUGGCUGCCAUCAUGGAUGAAUCAAAGUGUGAGAAGGAUAGCGAAGUGUCAGAUUGUGGGUCCAAAAAAAUUGCGAUCGCAUAUCUGGUCACCUAUUUGAUCAUUUCUUUUCUUGUUAUUGUAAACAUGUACAUUGCUGUAAUCUUAGAAAAUUAUUCUCAAGCAACUGAAGAUGUCCAAGAAGGUUUAACAGAUGAUGAUUAUGAUAUGUACUAUGAGAUUUGGCAGCGUUUCGAUCCUGAUGGAACACAGUUUAUAUCAUUCAAUGAUUUAGGAGAGUUUUUGGAUGCACUGGAAGAACCUUUGCGAGUUCCGAGGCCCAAUAAAUUUAAAAUUAUCCAAAUGGAUAUACCAAUAUGCAGAAACGACAUGUGUUAUUGUGUAGAAAUUUUGGAUAUCCUGACAAGAGAGUUUUUCGCACGCAAAGGAAAACCAAUUGAAGAAACACCAGAAUUGGAGGAAGUUUUACCUUUGAGGGGUCGCUUUGAACAUAUUUCAUCAACAUUUUGGAGACAACGAGAAGAAUAUUGUGCAAGAAUAAUUCAAACAGCAUGGCUAAAAUAUAAGGCUCGAAAGAACGCAGCUGAUGGAGACGACGUUUUCACAGAUGAAUCAAUGGAGAGGAAUCGAGCAUCAUCUAUUGUAGGUGAUGAUGAUGGUGCGGGACAGACUGUUAAUAGCAAGGGUCAUAAGGUUGUAAUUCACUCAAGGUCACCAAGUAUCACAAGUCGGUCAACUGAUGUGUGAGGAAAUGCCAAAUCGCUUUUUGUUUGUAGGAAAAUAACGAUUAAUGUAAAAGAAUAAUGGACAAUUAUUAAUGCAAGAUUCUUGUAUUAACGGCUCAUGUGAUCUUGCUGUGUUGCGCUAUUGACUGAGUA